GACACACACGAUGGUACAAUAAUGCAGUGAAACUACAAAUUCUGCAGCAGUUCAGGUACACGAAUUGAAGGAAGGAUGUGUUCGUGUCUGAGGCGUCUUUUCCCUUGCUGUUUUUCUUCAGCCGAAGAACAUGCGGACAUUCCUUUAUCAAAGAAUAAAACAACGCCGCUUCGUAUAGUGCUGAUUGGAAAAACUGGAGUUGGGAAAAGCGCAGUUGGAAACACCAUUCUUGGAAAAAAAAGGUUUAAAUCAGCCCCUUCUGCAAACUCUAUUACCAGUGAAUGCAAAAAAGAAAAGGUUUACGACCAAAGAGACAUUUAUGUGAUAGACACCCCUGGAGUUCUGGACACCAGCCUAUCAAAAGAUCACAUCAAAAGAGAAAUCGUGAGAUGCAUUCAGGUGUCAGCACCAGGUCCUCACACGUUUCUGAUUGUGAUACAAAUCGGCCGUUUCACAACCGAGGAGAAAAAUUCUGUCCGAGCCCUUCAAGAGCUCUUUGGAAAAGAAGCUUCUAAGUACAUGAUAGUGGUCUUCACUCAUGGAGAUCAGCUCAAGGGUCAGUCAAUACAAGACUAUGUGAGAAAUGGUCACGAAGACCUCCGUAGAGUCAUCCAGAGCUGUGGGAGUAGAUAUGUUGUUUUUGACAACAAUGACGUGACAAAUCGAUCUCAGGUGAAAAUAUUAAUCGACAAGAUAGAUGAGAUGGUGGCAGCCAAUGGAGGAGAAUGCUUUACUCAGGAAAUGUAUGAAGAAGCUGAAGAACUCAUUCUACAACAGAAGAUGGAGAGAGAAAGGGCCGAGCUUCUGGAGUAUCAAUUCAGAUUUACUGAGAGCCUGGAGAGUAGAAUCUUUGUGUUCCAACAAAUACUGAUUGAAGAGAUUUACAAUUCUCCAUCGUGAAAUUUACAAGUUUAUACAUUUGGACUUGGCAAGCUGCUCAGAUAAACAUCGCCUUCUCCUUGUGCCUCAACGCUAAAUAUCUUGUCUCUUUUCUUUCGUAAUGUAAAUGUAAAAUGUUUCAAAUCAUUGUACUCUU
This is a messenger RNA of Triplophysa dalaica, 1036 nucleotides long. Its product is annotated as GTPase IMAP family member 7-like. Lineage: Eukaryota; Metazoa; Chordata; Actinopteri; Cypriniformes; Nemacheilidae. Gene Ontology annotation, molecular function: GTP binding. The transcript is spliced from 3 exons. The record is from RefSeq and is a predicted model, not a curated record. The coding region runs from base 76 to 900 and encodes 274 amino acids.